CUUCCCUCCUCGGCUCCACGGCUCCCUCGGCCGCUGCCGCCUCCGACCCCCCCCACCCCACUCCCCCGCCACGGCCCCUAGCCCCUGGCCGUUAGGCAAGACCCCCCCCUACCCCGGGGCUCCCCGAAAUCCAGUUCCCCUCCCCCACCCCAGCUCAUGCCCCAGCCCCCGAACUCCGGGGCUGCCAGCCCCCGGUGCCCCCGCCCCUCCUGAGAAUCGGGGUGUGCUCCCCAAGCCCCCUCCCCUCCAUUGGGGACCCCCUUUUAGGGCCCCCUUCCCCUCCCUCCCACGCUCCCUCCCCUUCCCUUCUCCAACCCCCUCUUUCCCCUCUCACCCCUCCCCCCAUCCUGGCCCCCCCUGCAAAAGUGGGGUGCGGAGGGGGGAGGGGUGAGAACCCACGGAGGGGAGGAACGAAACUCCGAUGAAGUCAGAGCCCCUUACCCGCCGCCGCGGCCAGCCCCCCCAACAUGGACUGUCUCUGUAUAGUGACAACCAAGAAAUACCGCUACCAAGAUGAAGACACGCCCCCUCUGGAGCACAGCCCGGCCCACCUCCCCAACCAGGUAAACGCCCCCGAGCUGGCGCACGUGGCGGAGAGGAACUUGUCCCACCUCGAGGCCGGCCACGGGGUCGUGGGCCACGCCCACCUCUCCCCCCUCAAGGCCAAUUCUCCUCCUGUGAUUGUCAACACAGACACCCUAGAAGCCCCGGGAUAUGAGUUGCAGGUGAACGGGACGGAGGGGGAAAUGGAAUACGAGGAGAUCACAUUGGAAAGGGGCAACUCAGGUCUGGGCUUCAGCAUCGCAGGCGGCACCGACAACCCACACAUUGGUGACGACCCGUCCAUCUUCAUCACCAAGAUCAUUCCUGGCGGGGCCGCGGCCCAGGACGGCCGCCUCAGGGUCAACGAUAGCAUCUUGUUUGUGAAUGAGGUGGACGUGCGGGAGGUGACCCACUCAGCCGCGGUGGAGGCCCUCAAGGAGGCGGGCUCCAUCGUCCGCCUCUACGUCAUGCGGCGGAAGCCUCCAGCUGAGAAGCUUAUGGAGAUCAAACUCAUCAAGGGGCCUAAAGGUCUUGGCUUCAGCAUCGCGGGGGGCGUAGGGAACCAACACAUCCCCGGAGAUAACAGCAUCUAUGUGACAAAGAUCAUCGAAGGGGGUGCCGCCCACAAGGACGGGAGGCUGCAGAUUGGGGACAAGAUUCUAGCGGUCAACAGUGUGGGGCUGGAGGACGUCAUGCAUGAGGACGCCGUGGCAGCCCUGAAGAACACAUAUGACGUUGUCUACCUGAAGGUGGCCAAGCCCAGCAAUGCCUACCUGAGUGACAGCUAUGCUCCCCCAGACAUCACAACCUCUUAUUCCCAGCACCUGGACAAUGAGAUUAGUCACAGCAGCUACCUGGGUACCGACUACCCCACAGCCAUGACCCCCACCUCCCCUCGGCGUUACUCCCCGGUGGCCAAGGACCUGCUGGGGGAGGAAGACGUUCCCCGGGAACCGAGGCGCAUAGUGAUCCACCGGGGCUCCACGGGCCUGGGCUUCAACAUUGUGGGUGGCGAGGACGGUGAGGGCAUCUUUAUCUCCUUCAUCCUGGCCGGUGGCCCUGCGGACCUCAGCGGGGAGCUGCGGAAGGGGGACCAGAUCCUCUCGGUGAACGGUGUUGACCUCCGCAGUGCCAGCCACGAGCAGGCUGCCAUCGCCUUGAAGAACGCGGGCCAGACGGUCACCAUCAUCGCUCAGUAUAAACCAGAAGAGUACAGCCGAUUCGAGGCCAAGAUCCACGACCUUCGGGAACAGCUCAUGAACAGCAGCCUGGGCUCAGGGACCGCCUCCCUGCGGAGCAACCCCAAAAGGGGUUUCUACAUCAGGGCCCUGUUUGAUUACGACAAGACCAAGGACUGUGGCUUCCUGAGCCAGGCCCUGAGCUUCCGUUUUGGGGAUGUGCUGCACGUGCUCGACGCCAGCGACGAGGAGUGGUGGCAGGCACGGCGGGUCCACCCCGACAGCGAGGCCGAUGACAUCGGCUUCAUCCCCAGCAAACGGCGGGUCGAACGACGGGAGUGGUCAAGGUUAAAGGCCAAGGAUUGGGGCUCCAGCUCUGGAUCACAGGGUCGAGAAGACUCCGUUCUGAGCUAUGAGACGGUGACGCAGAUGGAAGUGCACUAUGCUCGCCCCAUCAUCAUCCUUGGGCCCACCAAGGACCGAGCCAAUGAUGACCUUCUGUCCGAGUUCCCCGACAAGUUCGGAUCCUGUGUUCCCCAUACGACGCGGCCCAAGCGGGAAUAUGAGAUAGAUGGCCGGGAUUACCACUUCGUGUCCUCCCGGGAAAAAAUGGAGAAGGACAUUCAGGCGCACAAGUUCAUCGAGGCCGGCCAGUACAACAGCCACCUGUAUGGAACGAGCGUCCAGUCCGUGCGGGAGGUGGCCGAGCAGGGGAAGCACUGCAUCCUCGAUGUCUCGGCCAAUGCCGUGCGGCGGCUGCAGGCGGCCCACCUGCACCCCAUCGCCAUCUUCAUUCGCCCCCGCUCCCUGGAGAAUGUGCUAGAGAUUAAUAAGCGGAUCACAGAGGAACAAGCUCGCAAAGCCUUCGACAGAGCCACCAAGCUGGAGCAGGAAUUCACAGAGUGCUUCUCAGCCAUCGUGGAGGGCGACAGCUUUGAGGAGAUCUACCACAAGGUGAAGCGUGUCAUCGAGGACCUCUCAGGCCCCUACAUCUGGGUCCCGGCCCGAGAGAGACUCUGACUCCCGCCCUGGUGUGGCCUGAACUCGCCCUGUCUCCGGCCCCCGGGCCCUUGGUCUGGACUGAAUUGCCCAAGCCCUGCGCACCCCCGGCCUCCCUCCCGUCCCUUCUUAU
Messenger RNA from Leopardus geoffroyi (Geoffroy's cat), 2853 nucleotides. RefSeq names its product discs large MAGUK scaffold protein 4 (gene DLG4). Gene Ontology annotation, molecular function: kinase binding. Gene Ontology annotation, cellular component: neuromuscular junction; postsynaptic density membrane; neuron projection. The transcript has 20 exons. Gene Ontology annotation, biological process: chemical synaptic transmission; postsynaptic neurotransmitter receptor diffusion trapping; AMPA glutamate receptor clustering. NCBI's taxonomy places the organism in Eukaryota, Metazoa, Chordata, Mammalia, Carnivora, Felidae. Bases 468 to 2741 code for a protein of 757 amino acids. The record is from RefSeq and is a predicted model, not a curated record.